Molecule: messenger RNA, 1122 nt
Organism: Aureobasidium vineae
Lineage: Eukaryota; Fungi; Ascomycota; Dothideomycetes; Dothideales; Saccotheciaceae
Source: the annotation of a GenBank genome assembly
AUGGAUCAGUUCUACUUGAAAAAUGCCGCGCUCUAUCAGACUUACGUCGACAAAGUUGACCCAACCAAGCCUCAAGCACACUUCAUGAACUUGCCGCCUCAGGCACCGAAGAAUGUCACGGACAAUGACAACCCCAACAUGGCCAUAAGCGUUCGCAUCCGUCCAAUGCUAGGAGACGACAUCAUGUCUGGCUUUCCUUGUGCUGUAUACCCUCGUCCUCAUGAUCCGACAGCAACACACCAAAUCAUAGAUCUUCACGAUCUCUACAACCACCCACGAAGACCCCAUCCCAUACUGAAGUCUUCGGUGCAUAAGCUUCAGAAUGUGUUUGAUGCUAGUGCCAGCACAGCGCAGGUCUAUGAUGAGGUUGUGCGUGAUUUGGUGCUGUCGGCUGCGGAUGGCAAGCUAGGGACUCUAUUCGCAUACGGGCAGACUAGUUCUGGCAAGACAUUCACCGUCACAGAGCUGCAAAAGCUCGCUGUUGCGGACUUGUUGGAUCGUCAGGCUGAGUUACAUGUCACUGUCGUUGAACUGGCAGGGAAUGUGGCAUUCGACCUUCUCAACCAACGCGAGAGGAUCGCUGUUCGCGAAGACGCAUCCGGUACCACGCAACUUGUUGGCGCCAUCGAACAUCAGAUCGCCGACAAAGAGCAAGCCAUCGAAUUGCUGGAGAAAGCAAUGUCCUUCCGCCGCGCAGCGCCCACCCUCAAGAACCCCGCCUCCUCGCGCUCUCACUGCAUAUGCCGCAUCAAAGUCACCUCACCUGUCUCGUCAACACCAGGCUUUCUAUACAUGGUCGACCUCGCUGGCUCUGAGAUCGCCCGUGACGUAACCGCCCACGGUCCCGAAUUGAUGCGCGAGACUCGCGAAAACAACGUCAGCCUCUCAGUCCUCAGAANNGACUGUAUUCGUCAGCGAGCAUUGGCAGCGACGAACAAGAAAAAGGUGCAUGUGCCGGUAAGAGGAAGCACGUUGACAAAGAUCUUGAAGCAUGUGUUUGAUGUCGAGGGAGGUCAGGAGUGCAAGACUGUGGUUAUCGCGUGUCUCAAUCCGAGUUUGGCGGAUGUUGCCUCUUCGAAAAAUACGCUGAGGUAUGCUGAGUUGCUGGGAAAGAUAGAUUGA